UUUGCGGCUUCACGGGAGCGCUGUAAUGUGAAAAGCCGCAUUUGCACUAUUUAUACUCACACACUGAAAAGAAAAACAAGAGGGCACCCUUCCUUUCAUCUCACUGCUCUAGUCAUAUCCAGAGUGUGGAUUAACACAUUUAAGUGCUACAACCAUGUCCAAGCCAGCGGGGGGCGGUGCUAAUGAUGUCACCCGCUUCCUCUCUACGGGGGCGGGGCCUGGGUCACCAACCUCUACGUUCUCUGCCUCCAGCCAAGCUGAUUGGGCGGUUAAGAGGCUUGUCUGGGUGCCUUCAGAGAAACAUGGGUUUGAGUCUGCAAGUGUGCGUGAGGAGCGGGGUGACGAGGUGGAGGUGGAGCUAACGGACAGUGGGCGUAAACUGACACUUUCGAGGGAGGAGCUCCAGCGGAUGAACCCGCCCCGUUUCAGUAAAGUUGAAGACAUGGCCGAUCUCACAUGCCUCAACGAGGCCUCUGUCUUACACAACCUACGAGAGAGAUACUAUUCAGGACUGAUAUAUACGUACUCUGGCCUGUUUUGUGUGGUGAUAAACCCCUAUAAGAACCUGCCCAUGUAUACAGAAUCCAUCAUAGAGAUGUAUCGUGGGAAAAAACGUCAUGAGAUGCCACCACAUAUCUAUGCCAUAUCGGAGGCCGCCUACAGGAGCAUGCUGCAAGAUAGAGAAGAUCAGUCCAUCCUGUGCACAGGGGAGUCUGGUGCAGGAAAGACAGAGAACACUAAGAAAGUGAUUCAGUAUCUGGCACAUGUGGCAUCUUCACACAAGUCCGGCUCUCUGGGUCGGUCCAAAGACAUACAGAUGGAAGGUACACGCUCUCUGGGUCGUGGCAGUAGUGCUGUGAACAGGGGGGAGCUGGAGAGACAGUUACUGCAGGCUAACCCCAUUCUAGAGGCCUUCGGCAAUGCAAAGACAGUCAAAAACGACAACUCUUCCAGAUUUGGCAAAUUCAUCAGGAUCAAUUUUGAUGUUGCUGGAUAUAUUGUUGGUGCAAACAUUGAGACCUAUCUGCUUGAAAAGUCUCGAGCCAUUCGCCAGGCAAAAGACGAGAGGACCUUCCAUAUCUUCUACCAGCUCCUUUCUGGUGCUUCAGAGACCAUGAGAAAGGAGCUUCUGCUUAGCAGUGCGGAUCAGUACCGCUUCCUUUGUGGGGGAUCACUUCCUGUCCCGGGCCAGAGUGACUCAGAAAACUUCAUUCAGACAAUGGACUCUGUGACCAUCAUGGGCUUCACCCAGGAAGAAUCCACCUCUAUGUUAAAGGUGAUUUCUGCAGUGCUGCAGUUUGGGAACAUCACGUUUCACAAAGAGAAGAACACAGAUCAGGCCUCUAUGCCGGACGACACGGCUGCACAGAAACUCUGCCACCUGCUAGGCAUCAGUGUGCUGGAGUUCAGCCGAGCCAUUCUCACUCCCCGUAUUAAAGUGGGCCGCGAGUAUGUCCAGAAGGCCCAGACCAAGCAGCAGGCGGAUUUUGCAGUGGAGGCUUUAGCAAAGGCCACUUAUGAGCGUUUAUUCCGCUGGCUGGUGCACCGGAUCAACAGAGCCCUGGACCGCAGACAGAGACAGGGUGCCUCAUUCAUUGGGAUCCUGGACAUCGCAGGAUUUGAGAUCUUCCAGCUGAACUCGUUUGAGCAGUUGUGUAUUAAUUACACUAACGAGAAGCUGCAGCAAUUGUUCAAUCACACCAUGUUUGUUCUGGAGCAAGAAGAGUACCAGCGUGAGGGCAUCGAGUGGAACUUUAUCGACUUUGGUCUGGAUCUUCAGCCCUGUAUCGACCUCAUUGAGAGACCGGCCCAUCCUCCUGGCGUGUUGGCAUUAUUGGACGAGGAGUGUUGGUUUCCGAGGGCGACAGAUCGCUCAUUUGUGGACAAGCUGUCAGCUGAGCAGGGAUCACACCCGAAGUUUAUGCGGCCGCGACAGCUUAAAGCAGAGGCUGACUUCUCCAUCAUGCACUACGCUGGCAAGGUUGAUUAUAAGGCAGAUGAGUGGCUGGUGAAGAACAUGGAUCCAUUAAAUGAUAAUAUUGCAUCUCUUCUGCAUCAGUCAUCUGAUCCCUUCAUCUCUGAGCUCUGGAGAGAGGAUAUUCAAACACUUCCUCGUGUGUACUUCUUUGAUUCCUAUGCCACGCUGCAAACCAAUGGCACUGACAGCAUGGAGAGGAUUGUGGGUCUGGAUCAGGUGUCGUCUGGUGAGGGCAGUGGCACAGUGAGUUUUGGGGCAGCUGGAUUGAAGACAAAGAAGGGCAUGUUCCGCACGGUGGGGCAACUCUACAAAGAGUCCCUCACUAAACUAAUGGCCACCCUCCGCAACACCAACCCCAACUUCCUGCGCUGCAUCAUCCCCAACCAUGAGAAACGGGCUGGGAAGUUGAGUCCUCAUUUAGUUCUGGAUCAACUGAGGUGUAAUGGAGUUCUAGAGGGGAUCAGGAUCUGCAGACAGGGCUUCCCGAACCGCAUCCCAUUCCAGGAGUUCAGACAGAGGUAUGAGAUAUUGACUCCUAAUGCUAUUCCUCGAACAUUUAUGGAUGGGAAACAGGCAUGUGAGCUCAUGAUCAGUGCUUUAGAGCUAGACAAGAACCUUUUCCGGGUGGGACAGAGUAAAGUGUUCUUUCGGGCUGGAGUUCUGGCUCACUUGGAAGAGGAACGAGACCUGAAGAUCACUGACACCAUCAUCCGAUUCCAGAGUGCCGCACGUGGAUACCUCGCCAGGAGGGCCUUCCAUAAGAAACAGCAGCAGCUCAGUGCUCUACGUGUGAUGCAGAGGAACUGUGCAGCGUACCUGAAGCUCAGAAACUGGCAGUGGUGGAGACUCUUCACCAAGGUGAAGCCAUUGCUGCAGGUGACCCGUCAGGAUGAGGAGAUUCAAGCUCGUGAAGCUCAGCUACAGAAAGCCAAAGACCAGCUGAGCAAACUGGAGCUUGACUUUACUGAACUGGACAAAAAAACCCAACAGCUGAUGGAGGAGAAGGCGGUGCUGACCGACCAACUGCAGGCGGAAGCGGAGUUAUUUGCAGAAGCAGAGGAAAUGAGAGCACGGCUGGCCAAUCGCAAACAGGAGCUUGAAGAUGUGUUGGGAGAGCUCGAGAGCCGAUUGGAGGAGGAAGAGGAGAGGGCUGUCCAGCUGACCAAUGAGAAGAAGAAGAUGCAGCAACAUAUCCAGGAUCUGGAAGAGCAGCUCGAAGAGGAGGAGGGGACACGCCAGCGCCUCCAGCUGGAGAAAGUCACUCUGGAAAGUAAAGUGAAGAGUCUGGAGGCCGAGAACUUGACUCUGGGAGAGCAGAGAGACCGAUUAAGCAAGGAGAAGAAACAGCUGGAAGAGAGACUGAAUGAAGUGACAGAUCAACUCACAGAGGAAGAGGAGAAAGUGAAGAGUCUCAACAAGCUGAAAAACAAACAGGAAGCUGUCAUUGCUGAUAUAGAAGAGCGUCUGAAGAGGGAAGAGCAGGGUCGUCUGGAGCAGGAGAAGUGGAAGAGACGGAUGGAGGGAGAAGCAGUGGACGCACAAGAGCAGCUGUCUGACCUCGGCUUACUCGUCACAGAGCUGAGAGGAAGCCUGAGCCAGAGAGAGAAAGAGAUCACCACACUACAGACACGCCUGGAGGAAGAGGGUGCCCGGCGUACAGAAGCUCAGAGGGCUCUGAGAGAGGCCAUGUCUCAGGUGUCUGAGCUCAAGGAGGAGGUGGAGAAUGAACGAGGGAUGAGGGAAAGAGCUGAGAAACAGAAGAGAGACCUGGGAGAGGAGUUAGAAGCUCUGAGGACUGAACUAGAAGAUACACUGGACACCACAGCUGCUCAGCAAGAACUCAGGUCUCGCCGUGAGGCUGAAUUAGGAGAGCUUCAGAGGUGUUUAGAGGAGGAGACGCGUCGUCAUGAAGCCCAGCUCUCAGAACUUCGCAUCAAACACACUGCUGCUGUUGACUCCCUACAGGAGCAGCUGGACAACACCAAGAGAUCCCGUCAGUCUCUAGAGAAGGCGAAGGCUAUGCUGGAGGAGGAGCGCUUGAACCUGAGUGCUGAGCUGAAGACGCUGCAGGGAGGGAAGAUGGAGAGCGAGAGGGGCAGGAAGAGAGCAGAGGGACAAUUACAGGAACUCAAUGCACGCCUCUCACAGGCUGAGAGAGAAAGAGAAGAGAGAGAGGAACGACUCAGUAAACUACAGUCAGAGCUUGAGUCUUUAUCCAGCUCUCUCUCCUCAUCUGACUCAAAAUCUCUUCGUUUGAAGAAGGAGGUCAGCAGUCUGGAGAGUCAACUACAUGAUGUGCAGGAGCUCCUGCAGGAAGAGACACGGCAGAAGUUAGCAUUGGGCUCACGUGUUCGCGCUCUAGAGGAGGAGAAAGCUGGACUGAUGGAGCGAUUAGAUGAGGAGGAAGAGAAGACCAGAGAACUCACACGGCAAAUUCAGAACCAUACACAACAGCUGGCUGAUUUAAAAAGGCAGACAGAGGAAGUGAACACUGCUGUGGAGGCCGGGGAGGAGGCCAGGAGGAAGAUGCAGAGAGAGCUGGAGAAUGCUAUACAGAGAGAGAGAACCAAAGAGGAAGAGAAAGAACGAGUAGACAGACAGAAAGAACGACUGAGAGAAGAGAUAGAGGACAUGACCAUUGCUCUGCAGAGAGAGAGACAGAACUGUACUGCUCUGGAGAAGAGACAGAAGAAAUUCGAUCAGAGUUUAGCAGAGGAGAAGGCAGUGAGUGCUCGGCUGUUGGAGGAACGGGACCGUGCAGAAGCAGAGAGUCGAGAGAAAGAGACACGCUUCUUGUCUCUCUCUAGAGCGCUGCAGGAAGCCACAGAGCAGAGAGAUGAGCUGGAGAGAACCAAUAAGCAACUCCGCCUUGAGAUGGAACAGCUCGUCAACGCCCAAGAUGACGUGGGCAAAAAUGUUCUUGAGCUUGAGCGUUCCCGACGGGCUUUGGAAACAGAAGCCCAGUCUCUGAAAGAACAGACCCAGGAGCUGGAGGAUGAGCUGACAGAGGCAGAGAAUGCUCGUCUGAGACUGGAGGUUAUGCUUCAAGCCCUCAGAGCUCAGUUUGAGAGAGAGAUCAGCGCCAAGGAGGAGAAAGGAGAAGAAAAGAGAAGAGCACUCAACAAACAGGUACGAGAGCUGGAAGUAAUGCUUGAAGAGGAGAAGACUCAGAGAGCUCAGACUCUUACGUUCAAGAAACAACUAGAGACAGAGCUGCAGGAGGCGGAGUCUCAGGUGGAAGCAGCCAAUCGGGGCAGAGAGGAGGCAAUCAGGCAGAUGAAACGUCUCCAGGUUCAAUUGAAGGAGCUUCUUCGUGAGCUGGAUGAGACCAAACUGGCUCGAGAAGAGAUUGUCUCCCAAUCAAAGGACACCGAAAAACGCCUGCAGACACUGGAGGCAGAACUAUUACAGCUAACAGAGGAACUGGCUGUUUCUGAGAGGCAACGAAGGCAAGCUCAGCAGGAGCGAGAUGAAAUGGCGGAUGAAAUCGUCAACAGCUCAAGUGGAAAAUCUGCCCUGUUUGAGGAGAAACGGCGUCUGGAGGCCAGAAUCACUCAGCUGGAGGAAGAAUUAGAGGAGGAACAGAUUAAUGCUGAACUACUUGUCGAGAGACAGAGGAAGAGCACCUUACAGGUUGAGACACUCACAGUCCAGUUGUCAGGCGAGAAGACACUGGCACAGAAGAGCGAGAGCGCACGUGAGAGCCUUGAGAGGCAGAAUAAAGAGCUGAAAACUCGUCUCAGCGAGCUGGAGGGGGCUGUGAAGGGCAAACAUCGGCUCAGCGUUGCCGCUCUGGAAGCCAAGAUAGAAUCUAUGGAGGAACAACUGGAGCAAGAGAGACAAGAGCGCACCGUAGCCAGUAAACUGGUGAGGAAAACAGAAAAGAAACUGAAAGAGGUUUUGAUGCAGGUGGAAGAUGAACGGAGACACGCAGAUCAGUACCGAGAGCAGUUGGAUAAGUCUAUGGGUCGCCUCCGUCAACUGAAGAGGCAGUUAGAGGAGGUGGAGGAGGAGAACUCUCGCUCCAACGCUCAGCGCAGGAAACUACAGCGAGAACUGGAGGAAAUGAGUGACAGUAUGCAAAGCAUGAACCGCGAGCUCAACACUCUACGCUCACAACUCAGCGCCACAGAACGGCAGAAGUCAGAACAGCGAGCUCCACUGCCUAUUUCCAUGCGUGCUGGCCGCAGGGCUCUGGUGGAUGAUCUCUCUCAGGAGAACUCUGAUUCGGAGGAUCCAGGUGCUUCUCCCACCCCGUCCAGCGGCCCACCGGGGACCCCCACAACCUCAGACAACGCCCUGGGCCCCCCGCCCCCCUACAGUCUUACAGAUGCUGAAUAAGAAGGGGAGAGUGUGAAAGAUGGACAGAUUUAAUCGCAUAGCUUUGCAAUCGUACACUCAAUGCUGCAGAACAUCCGUGCAGUCACAGACAACAACAGAACUAGAACACAGAAAACUAGUUAAUGAAACUAGUUAGUGAUUUAUCAAUGUAUUAUGAACAGAAGAAUUAGCAUGCAAGAUGGAGAAAAUCAGAUUCAGUACUCUUACUUUUUAAACCAACCAAGCAGUGAGUAAACACUGUGGUUUUUGUUUUAAGUGGGGGAGAAAAAAAACACUACUGUACUGUAUAUUGGCUGAGCCUCAUAUCAGUGCAGUAUAUAUAUCAGGCUUGUUGUGGCGCAAUUGCGAUGGCCACAUUAAGCUCUCGAUCAAUUAAUCAUAAGCCAUUUAUUUAAGGAAAAUUUGCAUGUUGAUGGCAAUCAAAUGGAAAAGGCCAUCAGGUCAAAUUCAUCAGCUUUGCUAGCAUAAGCCAUUGAACCUUCAAAGCACCGAGAACCUUUCUCUCUCUCACUCCUAAAGUCAUGUUUCAAGAAACUGAGAAUUGAACAGGUACAAGAGUAUCUCUGGUAUUUAAAAAAAAAUCUUUGUUUAAAAUUUUUAGCAGUGAUAGCAGAUUCAGAUUAAUAGAACAUUACUUUUCAUCAAACAUGAAUUGGCAAAGCUGAUGCUAAUGCACCAAGCUAUGAUUGUAUAAAACAUAAAUGAGAAAGAGAGAAAUGCGGUAACACUUUACAAUAAGGUUCUAUUCGUUAGCAUUAGUUAAUGGUUUAGGGAUCAUGAACUAACAAUGAACAAUAUAUUUUUUUUACAGCUUUUGUUAGUUAAUAAAAAUACAAUUGUUCAUUGUUAGUUAGUUAGUGAUUUAACUAAUGUUAACAAAUACAACGUUUGAUUUAAAAAAUGUAGGCCUAUAUAUGUUGAAAUGAACAUUUACUAAGAUUAAUAAAUGCUGAAAAAGUAUUGUUCAUUAUUAGUUCUUGUUAACUAAUGUUGUUAACAAAUGGACCAAACCUCUUUGUAAAGUGUUAUCAGAAAUGCUUUCUAUUAGAUGAGUAUGUAACAAAUUUGAGCCAAACAUGCUAGCUUUUAUAUCUUAGCCAUAAACUGAUAUCAAAGGUCAUAAGAAAAGAAUUGGCAUAUAGAAACUAAAAUAUAAAUAAAAGGUAAACCAUACUAUGGUACACAAACAAAUCCUGGAUUUUAAGCAGAAAACAAAGAAAAGCAGCCAGUGCUGACAGAUUUCACUUCCAUGUAGAUUUAGCAGUAAUAAUUCUUAGAUAUUUUUAAUUUUCCUGCUAUAUAAUCUCAUCAAAGAAUUAGUAGUAUUCCACUCAACUUCUCAUUAAGUUUAGGGUAUCCUUACCUUCUUAGAUACUGUGCUUCGAUAGUUACCUAGAUAGCUAGGCUUUUGUUGGUAUAGUGAAAUAUAAGUAGUUAGGAUUUCUUAAUUUAUGUUUUAACACACCGGCUCCAGUUUCAGACUACUGACUUGUUGUAAUUGUAAUCAAAUAAGAAAAUUCCAGUAUGCAGUCUAUUUAUUUUGUUUUGUAUUCUUUUUGUGUCUGCACAUAGACAUGUCAUGUUUGUUGUAUAGUUUGCAAUUUUGUUGAAAACAGGACUAAGUUAAAGGCAAUACAAAGGGUAAGGAUGGGUUUAUACCUUAACAGGGUAUAGUUUUAGUCAAGAACACUGGACAGAAAUCUAACCAGAAGCUGCAUCUGCUGAAAAUCACACAUCUGUAAAUGCUUUAGAGACCGUUUUGAGACAAUGGACACAAAAGUAUAGAGUAAGAAAUCUGUAUUGAGAUUUCAAGGAGUUUCUUUGUCAUGGUGUGAAAGACAUGGACAUACAGUAUGAUUCUUAUUACAUGUUUUUCCCUGGGGUUGGAGGCUGCUAGUUACUUUACUCCUUAAUUAUCUAAACAAUAUCAAUGUAACAUUGUUUUUAUAAAAAUGAUAUUGUUUUCUAUUUUCUUUUUUUGGAAUGUGGUAAAUACUGUAUUUACGGAACAAAGCUUUUAUGUUGAACACAAUCUAGGGCAAAGAGAUGACUAAAGGCACAUUAUUUUAGUUGUAUGCAUACAGUGCCUGUAGUUUAGGCUCAGAAAGGAGGACAUACAGUACCUGCAAAAAAUUACAAUGGAGUCCAUUGAAAACCAUUGAAUGAAUUAAAGAACUAGGAGGGUUGAAAUCUGAUAUAUAUAUUGCAUAUUUACACUACUGGUCAAAAAUUUUGAAACACUUGACUGAAAUGUUUCUCAUGAUCUUAAAAAUCUUUUGAUCUGAAGGCGUAUGAUUAAAUGUUUGAAAUUAGUUUUGUAGACAAAAUAUAAUUGUGCCACCAUAUUAAUUUAUUUCAUUAUAAAUCUAAAAUGUAAUUAAAAAUUUUUUUUGUUUUUUAAAUUGAUGACUUGGACCAAAUAAUAAAGAAAAGCAGCCAAUAAGUGCCCAACAUAGACGGGAACUCCUUCAAUACUGUUUAAAAAGCAUCCCAGGGUGAUACCUCAAGAAGUUGGUUGAGAAAAUGUCAAGAGUACAUGUCUGCAAAUUCUAGGCAAAGGGUGACUACUUUCAAGAUGCUAAAAUAUAACACAAUUUUGAUUUUUUUAAUAUUUUGUUUAGUCACAACAUAAUUCCCAUAUUUCCAUUUAUGUUAUUCCAUAGUUCUGAUGACUUUAUUAUUAUUCUAAAAUGCGAAGAAAAAAAUUAUAAUAAAGAAUGAGUGUUUCAAAACUUUUCACCGGUAGUGUACGUCUCCCUAAACACAAACAAUACAACUUUAGACUUCCUACUCAUUGAUCCUUUUUUCAUACAGAGAGUAAUGUAAUGCAUUUUAAAUGGCAAUUGGGCAAUUAUUAUUAUUAUUUUAGAAAAUAGUAGGAGUUGUGGAAUGGUUAACACAAGGCUUGAUAUUUCAGCCGUUGUUACAGGAGAGUAAUUAUCUGGCUUACAAUAUUCAGCAUACUGAAGUGUUUUCUUUUAAUUAACAAAUUAUUGGCCACAUCAAGUGAAAGUUUUUCUUCAGUGUAGUUUUGUCUUGAUCAUUUGAUCAUUUUGAUACAUUGCUCCUGGCAUACAAGCUAGUUUUUAACAUUAUACAUUUUCUUGAACUUUUAACAGCGUUAAAGUGUGAAUAAUAAUUGUGUACCAGCAUUCUAGAAUUAGAAGAAAUGUCUGGCCUGCUCAGUGUGCCACUGACCUUCAAAAUGUUUUAGCAAAUAAUGUAUUUGUUGACAUCUUGUUAAGGCACAAAAUGUGCUUAUUCUCUAACAAGGUUUACUGAUUUACUGAUGUGUUGAAAGGUUUAUUAUUACACUGUUAUUACUGCAGUUAUUACGUAUUUUCUGGUCCAGACACAGUUUUUGUCAUCUACAUAAAUCAAUAAGCAGGGCUGCAUAUCACAUGAUCAGAUUCCACUGUACCGAUGUAGAUUGCACUUUACUUUUACUUUACUUGAAUUGUUUGACUUGCACUAAUAAUCUUUGGUUUUAAAUUUGGUGUGUUUUUGUUCGCCGUACUCUAAAAUCAAGACAAUGUUAUGCAGUUGUAAAAUGUUGAUUAAAAGGGAGGAAACCAUGCUGUUAAAGACAAACAAAUCUGAAUGAAUUGCAUAAAGAAGCCAACAGAAUCUCCUGAGCCUUGUACAAAAGACGUUUGAUUCUACUUCUUUGUCCAUGUUAGAACAUUUUUCCUAAAUUACAACAGCCUAUAAUUUUUCUGAUUUAUCUGACUGUUUGUCUUUAAAGCGACUCAACAUUGCUGCUAUUUUUUUUGUUUGUUUGUUUGUUUGUUAUUUUUUUUGCAUUUUGUCACUGACAAAUGUACACAGACAUUUCAUUGUAAUUUAUUUGUACAUUUAAUAGAUGCAUUUGCAGAGCUGUUCAAAUCUCCAAAGCUCAGAUUUGGAAAAACAUUCAAAUUCAGAAACCACUCAUAUUUCUCUGAAUUCUAAAUUCCAGUUAAAUUAAUGAGCCUUGUUAUACUUAGCCUGUGCUUUUUUAAUGCAGCUUUUAACAAGUGUAAGAGAAGUGGAUUAUAGCAUGUAUGAAAAGGAAUCAAAAACCCAGUGGAGAUACUUGUAUGUAAUUAAGGUUUGUUUCUGAAGAGGAUUGUGUGCUUUUUUGCAUCUGUGGAACUUGAAUUUUUAACCAUGUCGUUUAUUUGAUCUUAUGGUUUACUUAAUGAUAAAAUGAGACUGGGGUGAAUUUUAAUAUACCUUUGGUUUUGAAGUCAUUGUGGUUUAUUUUUAAUCACUUGAAAAAGCACACACUAUCAACUAUUCACCUUCAACACAGAGCAUAUUCAAAUUCAGAAAUAUAUUAUGUAACAAAACUUUACUCAUACAUUUCCUUUCAUUGCAGACACUCCAUUUAACUUUAAUUAAACAUUAAUUAAAAACUAAUUUCACAACACAGACAAGAAAAUUUCACAGAAAUUAUUAAUAAAAUCACAUCAUGGUCUUUCAGUUAGCAUAAGAAUUAAACAACCCCAAAUAUAAUCAAAUUCAUGAAUGCAGUUAACAAUUACAGUACUGUUCAUUUAUCAGCAGCCUACUUUACAAAUGUGUUAGUCAUGCUAUUUACCUCUUCAUCUGCCACAAUAUUACUGAACAACCAAUCAUCAUCUAGAGGUGGAGUUGGAAUUAGAGUGGGGUGGAUCAUAUGAAGUGUAGCAGGGAAAGAUCUAGCCACGCCCUCGAAGUUGUGCCUGCUCAGAUUGCCCCUAAAUUUAGAGUAAGAACAAAAUUCUCCUUUAUGGUAACAAAAGCCUUCAAGGCAAGAGCCAUGCAUUACUGGGCACUGGAGACCUGAUCCACUCCUGUUGCGAUUCUCAAGCGGUACAAUAUUUUUUUCAGCAUUUCUGAUAUCUGUUUCUUGCAACAUAAGAAACCGAUCUGUUUCUUGACUUUGCGAAUGGCUUUUGUAUGUGUCAAAUAGAAUCCUUUUUGACUGGGAGUCCAGCUGAUUCUCAAGCUCUGGGAAUAUGUGGUGGUCAAGAGAAUGGCUUGAAAUGAUACAAUCUGAGACAGUUUGGCUGCUUACAGACAAACCUGUAGCUGAAUAACA
Molecule: messenger RNA, 11384 nt
Organism: Myxocyprinus asiaticus (Chinese sucker)
Lineage: Eukaryota; Metazoa; Chordata; Actinopteri; Cypriniformes; Catostomidae
Gene: myh14
Product: myosin, heavy chain 14, non-muscle
Exons: 44
Coding region: 155-6319 (2054 amino acids)
Cellular component (GO): myosin complex
Molecular function (GO): ATP binding; cytoskeletal motor activity; actin filament binding
Source: RefSeq, a predicted model, not a curated record